AUGGGUGUUUUGGGAGUGGCAGCACUAGUCGGGUUGCUGACCUUUGUCGUUUACUGGAUUGUGAGCCUUUACAAAAAAGCCGCGAGAUAUGGAGCUGGAAUUCAAGGACCUGAUGUAGCACCCGUCAUUGGGAAUAUUCAUCAGUUAAGGUUUCGGCCAGAUGGUAAGUUGAGGGUAUUUCAUUUAUCAUAAAGUUGGGCUCUCUGGCUAACAUGAACAUGCUGUUUUUCCUAGAGAAAACCAAAAAUUACCGACUUCCAGCUCAUUUCUAAUCCUUACAGAGUUCUUCGAACAAGCUCAAGGUCUUGGAUAUAUGCUGAAGGGAAGAGAUGAGAGGAUAGCUACCGUUUACCUCGGCCCAGUCAUGUUUGUCAUGAUCUAUGGCGCCGAGGAAUGUGAGGCCGUUUUGGGUGGGCAAAAAACUCUGACGAAGAUGUUCCACUACAAUUUCUUGACGCCUUGGAUUGGACAGGGACUGUUGAUAAGGUAUGUGCGUUUAAAGUAAAUUAUGCGCGCCUAUUGUAAGACUAUUCUUGACAUUUUUUGCCUACAAAAAUUAAGCCUAAAAGAAAGUCAAGAAGCCUUAACUAACGCCUCUCAAAAUUUCAGUAAGCCAGAGAAAUGGCGGCCCCGGCGAAAGUUGCUCACUCCGACGUUCCAUUACGAUAUCCUCAAAGACUUUGUUCAAGUCUACAAUCGUCAUGCCGCCACAUUGCUCAGCAAAUUCGACAAACUCUCGGAAACAGGAGAAUAUGCGGACAUCUUCCACACAAUAACCUUGUGCACGCUGGAUAUCAUUUGUGAAUCCGCCUUGGGAUGCAAUAUCCAAGCCCAAGAAAAAGUGAACAGUGAAUAUUUGGAUGCAGUAUUUCGAAUGAAAUAUAUCAUACAUCAACGCCAAGUGAAGCCUUUUUAUUAUCCCGACAUCAUCUGGAAUCUGUUUGGGUACGGACGUGAGGAAAAGAAAUUGGUCAACAUACUUCAUGACUUCACUGGAAAGGUGAUUAUGGCUCGGAAAAAAGCUGUCGAUGAAGCCGGAGGAGUCCAGAAACUACUGGAAGAAGAGCGGAUAUCCGGACAUUCACGUAUGGCCUUUCUGGAUCUGAUGUUAGACAUGAUGGAUAAAGGCCAAUUGGAUAUGGAGGGACUUCAAGAAGAAGUGGACACCUUCACUUUUGAAGGGCAUGAUACUACGUCAGCUGCGAUGAAUUGGUUCCUUCAUUUGAUGGGGAAUAAUCCAGAGAUUCAGGCCAAGGUUCAGAGAGAAGUUGAUGAAGUUCUGGGAGAAACUGGGAUCCCGACUUUUGAAGACUUGGGGAAGCUAAAGUACUUGGAAGCCUGCUUCAAAGAGACGUUGAGGUUAUAUCCCUCUGUUCCCCUAUUUGCAAGACAAAUGACCGAGGAUACCAAAGUUCGUAAGUUAAUUUAAACCUCAUUUUGUCCCCACGAUCCCUCAAAACGUACUUUCUGUGCCCUCAAAUGGUACCCUCUAGUUUAUGACUUUCAAAACUCACGUCCACCCCAAUCUAGAUAUCAGAAACAAGAUCCUUUGAUAAAAUCUCACUUCCUUGUUUAGAUAGACACAUUCUUCCGAAGGGAACUGGAGUGGUGAUCAUCCCUUCAAUGGUCCACAGAGACGAGAGAUUCUGGCAAGAUCCGGAAGCCUUCAAUCCCGAGAGAUUCAUCGACUCCGACCUCAAACAUCCAUACGCCUACAUUCCGUUCUCCGCGGGGUCCAGGAAUUGCAUUGGUGAGUAAAGAAAUCGAAAAUUUUAUGGACAAAAUUUAUUUUAUAUUACACUAGACAUCAGAUAUGCCAUUGUUAAUACAAAACUUAAUACCAAAUUCAAUUCGUUCUUUCCAGGCCAACGCUUCGCCAUGAUGGAAGAGAAAUGCGUAAUCUCCCAAAUUAUGAGACGAUUCAGAGUGAAAUCCCUGAAGAAAACGCACGAAAUGCGAGUCGCGGCCGAACUGAUCAUCCGGCCCAUGUACGGGAAUGACAUCAAAUUCGAGCGACGGCAAUUCGGAGAUUACACUCAGAUCUCGUGUUAA
This is a messenger RNA of Bursaphelenchus xylophilus (pine wood nematode), 2052 nucleotides long. The record is from the annotation of a GenBank genome assembly. Lineage: Eukaryota; Metazoa; Nematoda; Chromadorea; Rhabditida; Aphelenchoididae.